This is a messenger RNA of Hyaena hyaena (striped hyena), 630 nucleotides long. RefSeq names its product sarcolipin (gene SLN). The transcript is spliced from 2 exons. The record is from RefSeq and is a predicted model, not a curated record. Bases 174 to 269 code for a protein of 31 amino acids. NCBI's taxonomy places the organism in Eukaryota, Metazoa, Chordata, Mammalia, Carnivora, Hyaenidae. Gene Ontology annotation, molecular function: enzyme regulator activity. Gene Ontology annotation, cellular component: membrane.
GGGAGUGCUGUAGCAGCUAGCGGAAGAGGGGCAGAGGAGUAGAAAAUGUUAGCUGGCUGGAUUUUUGUUCGCACAGAAAGGAUACCCCCAUGAGGACAAGGUGAGGACAAGCACGAGGUCUCUGGUGCACCCUCAGGAGUCUGCCUUCAGUUCUCGCCGAGCCAACUCCAAGAAUGGGGAUAUCCACGCGGGAGCUGUUCCUCAACUUCACCAUUGUCCUGAUUACUGUUAUUCUCAUGUGGCUCCUUGUGAGGUCCUAUCAGUACUGAGAAGCCAUGUCAUGCUCCUGAGAUUGGCUGCAUCUCUCCAGAGCUGCCUGAUGCGUGCCCUGAGCUCCCACUGCUGUCACGGGAUGCCUUUCUUGGCGCUCCAAGGCACUUCUGACCCACCCUCACCAUAUCUGAGGUGCCUCCAGUGUUAGGAUCAAUUGUGGGUACUCUAAAGAUGCUGUUCUCAAGGGCUGCUAAGUAUUUUCCAGUGAGCAUUAGAUUUAUUCCUCAACUCUUCCUGCAGAUGUGUUAGACAAGCCACAAGGUUAAAAUUAAAUGAUUCAUGAUGAUGUAGAAUUGUAACAAGCCCCUGAUCUAUCUUAACCCACACAUCCCUUCAACCCACACUGUCUGCAACCAA